UUCGCCCAUUGAUAAUUGUAGACAGUGACAUGUUUCGUGUUCGAAAUCUCGUUCAAUCUCUGAAAACACAUCGCCCCAGUACCACGAUUCUGAGAGUCUCCAGGUGCUGUCACGGUGCUGCUACACCCGAGUUGAAACCUGACUACGAUGUAGUAGUUGUUGGAGCAGGACAUAACGGAUUAAUAUCGGCGUCAUACCUACAAAAGGCUGGACUCAACGUAUGUGUCUUGGAAAGACGUCACGUGAUUGGUGGUGCUGCGGUUACCGAGGAAAUUGUUCCAGGUUUCAAGUUUUCAAGAGCGUCAUACGUGUUGAGUUUGCUGAGACCUCAGAUUAUUCAAGAUUUAGAAUUAAAGAAAUAUGGUUUGAAGGUGUAUCUACGAAACCCCAAUUCGUACACCCCACUAAUAGAGCCCGGGGGUAGAGAUGGUAAAGCCAGAUCGCUGCUUCUGGGACGGGACCAUGAGGCGAACCGCAAACAGAUCGCGCAGUUCUCACACAAGGAUGCCGAGGCAUUCGGCGAGUAUGAGAACAUGUUAGACAGAAUAGUGACUGCGAUUGAACCUCUACUGGACAGCCCACCGAUUUCAUUCAAAUCUUUUGUACAGUCUUCUCUCAAAGACAAAUGGGACAGUCUACCCGCAGUUAAAGCGUUGCUUGCUUCAGUUAACUCAUUGAAGUCAGACUUGCCACAUUUCUAUGCUCUCAUGACGGCUCCUGCUCAGAAGAUUCUGGACCAGUGGUUUGAGUCGGAACCACUGAAGGCAACACUUGCAACUGACUCUGUGAUUGGCGCCAUGAUGACGCCAAAUACUCCAGGAAGUGGGUAUGUCUUACUUCACCACGUUAUGGGCGAACUGGAAGGGAUCAAAGGAGCUUGGGGAUACGUGGAGGGCGGAAUGGGAGGGGUGUCUCGGGCAAUAGCAAACUGUGCUGAAGACCACGGGGCCAGCAUAUUUGUAAACAAGCCGGUAGCUAGUGUGCUACACGACUCGGACCACAAAAUCUCAGGGGUGGUUCUAAAGGAUGGUACUGAGGUGAAAGCAAAAGUCGUUCUUUCGAAUGCAACGCCGAAAGUGACUUUCCUUGAUCUUCUACCCGAGGGAUUAAUUCCAGCCGACCUUAGAAAGGAAAUAUCUCAUAUAGACUACAAGUCUCCUGUUACCAAAAUUAAUGUUGCAGUAAACAAGCUCCCAAACUUCACUGCGGACCCGAACACCAGUGAUGACCAGGCAAUGCCUCACCACCAGGCCACGAUUCACCUGAACUGCGAACACAGCAAGCUGAUAGACGAGGCCUAUUUUGACUGUCAGCGGGGCCACCUCCCCUACAACCCAAUGAUUGAAAUGACUAUUCCGUCCGUGUUGGACCCCACGUUAGCGCCUUCUGGAAGUCACGUGGUACUGCUGUUCACUCAGUACACUCCUUACAACUUUGCUGGUGGUCAGGUCUGGAACGACGAACAUAGGAACGAAUACGCAGAUAUCGUGUUUAACACCAUAGAAGAGUACGCACCAGGUUUUAAGGAAAGUAUUAUUGGUACUGAUCUUCUUUCACCACCGGACCUGGAAAGGGAGUUCGGAUUAACAGGCGGGAAUAUAUUCCACGGAUCCAUGUCUCUCGAUCAGUUGUAUAUGGCGAGACCGCACCCAGCUGUGUGCAACUACAGAACACCGGUGAAAGGGCUGUAUUUGUGUGGGAGUGGGGCACAUCCAGGUGGCGGAGUGAUGGGAUCACCAGGAAGACUGGCAGCUCAGGCCGUCCUAGCCGAUUACAAGAGACUCAAGUAGCACGUGCAGUUCUCUUUGACGCUGGUGUCACCGAGGGAGGAGAGGCAUGGGGACAUAACUCCUCAGAAGUCACUGGCGGGCCCCCCCCCCCCUGCCCCCCCCCCAAUCACAUCGAUUUCCCACCACCACCUUUUAUAUUUGCCUGUCGUUCUGUAACACGUGUAAAAACAGAGUUAGUGUUUCCCCUACUGGCUACGCCAGUGCUCCAAAUCACACACACACACACACACACACACACACACACACACACACACACACGUACGCACACGUACGCACACACAAUCACACACCUUUUUUUCUUACCACCUUUUCUACUUACCUGUCGCUCCAUAGCACGACUUAUAGACAGAAUGGAUGCCCUACUCUCAAUAUGAGUGGCCCCAAUAUACAAUCCUGGCUACGCAAAUAUUUGAUGAUAUGGAGUAUUGAGGCCUGGAUACGCAUUGGCUACGUAUACGGCUAGGUUGGGUCACACUAUGAGCGUUGCGUUGGCAAUACGUGAUUUCUAUGUUGUCACAUAAAGUACAUGGAUAUGGCAUGCUGUGUGUAAGAGGGACAUUGAUGUAUCACGUGAAGGUAGCCAUGAGGACUAUAAACAUCAGCGAUAUUUUGUAUUCGGCAUUGUAUGUGUCAAGAAAUGAAACAUUUUUCAUUUUCAUCCCAAUGCAAUGUGACAACGUAACGCAGAAUGAACGCAAUGCGCAUGGUGCGACCACUGCGGUAUUUAUAGGUCGUUUCCAUUUCAAUGCGAUCAUGGUCACAACGUGGGUACAUAUCGCAUAUAAAACUCUUAGUGUGAGUAGGGUACUUUUAAUAAGUUAAGCCCCGGCCACUGGCUGGAGUCUCAUUAAUAUGCAUGAUAAAUCAUUAAUAUGCAAAUAUAUGCACGAAGUCACAAGUCAGUUGUAUAGAGGAAUGGUCGGGGCAUUUUAAGCACUAAUGCCUGUGUUGAUCAGUCCAUUACUUAAGCUAGAACAACGGAUAGUAAUUAUUGUUUUAUACGGAAAAACUGUACGAGACGUGUGACCGUUGUAUGAAUCUGAACGACAAAACCGUAACACAUAAUCUGGGCCGUAUCUCCGCACAAUGCAGUGGAAUAGGCGUUUGGCAAAAUAGUGCUUGAUUUCACGACUCUGUAUCUAGUGCGUCGUCUGUAGGAAGACAGCCACUCCCGAGUAAGUAAGUAACUAUUUUGACGUGUUUUGAACACGCUGACUCGGGUCAGGUCCACUCCCGAGGUGAUCUUUUACUGGUGAUUUCAUCUCUCUUGUGUCGCCACAAUGAGGAUUGCCACUCACAGAUAAAAAUGGAAUGAGUAAGUGUAUAGUUUUCAGACGAAUCAAUAAAAUCAAUACGGGAACACCAGUCUUCUUUGCGCAAACAUGGUGGACACGACCAAGACUCGGUAUUAAUCCUCCCCCGCCCCCCUCCCAACGUUUCAGGUACAUUGAAUGGCCUUUUUUCUGCGAUAUAAACUGACCUUUUUGUUGUUUGCUAGAUCACCAUUAUUUUAUUUUAAAUUUUUUUAAAAGAUGUGGCAUGAUUAAUAGCAAUUUAUUACAAUAUUGACCCCCCCCCCCCCCCCCCCCCCUCCGUCCGAGAACAAGAUCAGAUCCGCGAUGGGUGUACCUGAUCCUCUUUUGGAUAUGGGCACGUUAAAUGAGUUUCCCAUUCCAAUUACAAUGUUGUUUGUAAGAGCUGGCAAACAGAGUAUUAAAAUUAAUGUACUCGUUUUAAAUUGAUGUUU
Molecule: messenger RNA, 3537 nt
Organism: Gigantopelta aegis
Lineage: Eukaryota; Metazoa; Mollusca; Gastropoda; Neomphalida; Peltospiridae
Product: pyridine nucleotide-disulfide oxidoreductase domain-containing protein 2-like
Exons: 16
Coding region: 30-1790 (586 amino acids)
Molecular function (GO): oxidoreductase activity
Source: RefSeq, a predicted model, not a curated record